CAAGCCCCUCCUGGGCCCGAGGGGGGCCCUGACGGGGAGCGCGCGUGGGGGGGGGGGCGCAGCUCCCGCGAGCCAAGCCGCGCAUCGGCGCGGGCGAUGGUGUCGUGAUGAAAUUCUUCAUUGCGGACAGCUCGGACGGCCAGGUGGUUGGCAAGCUGCUGACUGACAUCGAGAUCGCUCGCGGCUCCGAAAUCAGCGUCUACGUACUCAAUGUCGACGCUUUCGGGGACGCCACCCUCGCAGCGGGCCCGAGUGCCGUGGAUGCGCUCGAAGCUCAGUGCGAACCAGAGGAAACAGUACAAGAGGGAGUUCCAGCAGGAGCAGCGCAUGAUCAACCGCGAGGCUUUCGUGAACGCCAAGGAAGCCAAGGAGAAGCUGUGGGCGGAGGCAUCGGCGGCCGCCUGGCCACCAGCUCGGGAGAGCUCCUGCCAGGAGGCCCAGCCCAGGAAGAGGCCGCGGCAGGUGGCGACGAUGGCAUCGUCGUCAGCGGCAAGCAAGACAAAGAACCACGUGCCCAAGUGGAAGUGUGGCCACUGCGGCUUCGUCAACUUCGGCUUCAGGGGCUACUGCAUGACGUGCGCGGGUCUCCCGCCUGCUGGCGCUCAGCAGCAGCAAGCGGAGCUGAGGCAGGAGGCGACCUGCGCGAGCAGCCGAACCAGCACCAGCAGGAGGACAACCAGGUGAAGGAGAACAUCCAGGUGGACUGGGACCCGUACCUGAUCGAGGAGGAGAUGCUGGAGGAGGCUCCGGCACCGGCGCCAAAGAGGAAUCGAUGGUCAUCGAGGCUGGCGGCCAACAAGGAGGAGAUCGUGGAGGCGCUCCUGGCGGAGGUGGAUGCGGAGAUCCGCCGCUGAGCGUCGAGCAGUACGAUAUCUACGGCGACGGCGGCUGCAACACCACCAACUACGACGACUACGGCGGCUACGAGCGCGACGUGAUGGACAUCAGCUUCAUGGCUUGGCGUCGGGCAAAUCAGACUGGAGGCGACAUCGCGGCGUCAAGCGACGGCCACUACGAGGAUGAGGUUGUGGGUGUGACGCUGGAGGACGUCGCGCCGAAGCCCGAGAAGGACAAGGGCAACGGGGAGUUGCAGUGCCUCGACAUCGGCUCGAACGCGGUUCCCGAGGAGCUCGACGACCCAGAUACUUUCGCGAAGGAGUACGAGGAAGACAUGUAGAAGGACAUGAGCUACGUGGAGCUGAAGAGCGUGGUUGACGCCGUCGGCUUAGGCGAGGUCUUGGACGAGAUCGCCAGCACGGCCUCCCUCGGCGACGACUGCGAUGAGCUCGACGACGACUUUAGCGCCGUUGGUGCAUCAUGCAGAAGCUCGACUGCCAUCGCUCUGGGCGCAAUGGCAAGGGCAAGGGCAAGAGCAAGGCCAAGGGCAAGCACAAGUGCGAGAUCAAGCACGGCGGCUCCGAGGGGGACGGCUUCGACCACGUC
Prorocentrum cordatum is the source of this 1443-nucleotide messenger RNA. Lineage: Eukaryota; Dinophyceae; Prorocentrales; Prorocentraceae. The record is from the annotation of a GenBank genome assembly.